Messenger RNA from Caenorhabditis auriculariae, 1990 nucleotides. Lineage: Eukaryota; Metazoa; Nematoda; Chromadorea; Rhabditida; Rhabditidae. The record is from the annotation of a GenBank genome assembly.
AUGUUCACCGUCUUGUUUUUCCUUGCCGCUCUGAGCUCCGGAGCCUGGGGCUCGAUGAAGCCUGGAGACGAGGCUGACGUCAUCCUUCCUGGCAACAUCGUCGAGGUCGAAGCGUUCGGCGAGGGCCGUUGCCGCGACACCACUCGGUUCGUUUUUCGAUCAUGUUUUAUCUCGCUUUCCAAAAGAGAGUCUACUUUUGAGGACUUUUUAAAGCUUGUCUUCUUUUUUUUAGAAACAGAAAGUUUCGUGAAGUGGCUACUAUGAGUUUUAAAAGCCAAAUUUCAGAGCUUCUUACUUUUUUUCUUCAGUAUGAUAUCGCUUUUUGUCAGCUUUCAGUAGGAAAAAUUAAUUCAAGCCUCUAAAAUCUCUAAAAGAUAACUUCGAGCCUUCCACUCUCCUUGCGAAGUAUCUGAGGUGCCGACGAUUUUCAAGACCUUUUUUUCAACUCCUCUUCGAAAUAAAUUAUUUUCCAGUUGGUUUAAUAAGCACCUGAUGCCGAUGUGGGAGAAGUUCGGCAAGUCUUCGGGCCGAAUCAAGCUUCGUUAUCACCCGUUCGGCGUGAAGAGCGCCUGCACCUGCACGGAUGACGGCGACGUCUCGUGAGUUCUGAAUUCUUUGGAAUUCCACGACGUCUGGAAUUCAGAUGCGAGUGCCAUCACGGCGAACGUGAAUGCCUUCUGAAUCAACUGCAGUCGUGCGUCAUCGACCAUCUUCCGAAAGUCGAGGAUCAUCUUCCCUUUGGUGAGCGUUAGAUAAAUCUUUAGUACUCAAAACGGAGAUUAUAAAAGUUUCUAGUGUAAGCUGCGCAUUUUUUGGACUAAAUUGAAAAUAUUGAACCUUUUUACUGAUCAAAAGUAGCUUUUAUUACUUCGAUUCCGUCAAUAAUUUGAUCCGAAAUGAAUAAUUGACAAGGCGAAUGAUAAAUUUUUACAGUCUCUUGUGUGCAAGGAAGGGAAAACGUCGACGUCGCCGCUGAAAUUUGCUUCCCGGAUGGCUCGGUUCUCAAGAGAGAAGAGUGAGUUUCAACUUUUGGAUCUUCAGAAGUUAUUAGUUGCCUUUUUCAGAAUGAUGGCUUGCGCCACGAGCGUGAAAGGCCGCGAACUGCUCCACUUCCAGGGCGAAAUCAAGAAGAAGUACGCCGAGAAGACUCACUGGGUUAGUUGAUGAUCAAGAACUAGACGAAAAAAAAGAGAUUUUUGUUGACGUUUUUCUGGUUAAUUUUGUAUCUUCAUAUUCAUUCCAAGUUUGUGUAAAUCGAUCAUUGUUUACUGACCUAGGAGGACAACACAUAGCCGCAUGAUCGGUGUAACUGGAAAAGGAAAGUAUAACAAAAAUAGCGCACUAAAAGUUGGAAUAACCUCGCUAGAUAUAGUGGAAAAAGUGUCUUAAAAUACGUAGCGUGAACUUGAGAUCGUAAAUUAUAUUUUAAAAAAACGUGUAUUUGAAUUUUAAUGCAUUUCUAGUAAGCUGGAAGUACUGAAGGACAGUAUUAAUUGAAUAAAUAUUUUUGGGAAAAUUUCGUAUUUACGCUGCGUAAACUUCAAUGAUUAAAGGUCAUUCUGUUCGAUAGAAAAUACUGGAAUGAAUUCAAGAGUUUUUUUGAAAAAUAUUUGUUCUACCAUAAUCAGUGAAAUAUUUAUCAAAAAAAGGUUCCAUUAUAUCCAUAGCUCGGAUAUUUUAAAUAAAAAGCCGGAAUUUAUUUGAAAACACUUUUUCGCUUUGAAUUUUUUUCACAAUUUCCGUGAUAGAAGUUUUUCAGUUGAUUAUAUAUAUCAAAAACACCUCUCAUUUUUUUACAAAAUUUCAACUUGAAAAAAAUUCUUCUAAAGUUUUUUUGGAAACUUUAUUCUCAUAACUGUGAUUUCAGGUGCCAUGGAUCAUGAUAAACGGCGUCCGAGUUCGAGAAGGCGAGAACGAUCUCUGGCAGCUCCUCUGCGACCGUUAUCUGAAGCCGCGACCGGCUGAGUGCCCUCCGGAGACCUUCUACUAA